CAACAUCACCGGUCACGUGAUAUGUUCUUGGUUCUUGUAGACGUGUUAAGGAUUGAGGUUUUAUCGGUUCAACCAGAAGAAAAUUUGGUCGGUUGCUGUAAGAGUUUAAGGUGUCUAGAACGCUGAGUAUCCUUCAAGUUCUACAAUGGGAAUAAAAUUCCUGGAAGUCAUAAAACCAUUCUGCAGCAUAUUGCCAGAAAUAGCAAAACCUGAAAGAAAGAUCCAGUUUCGAGAGAAAGUGUUAUGGACUGCAAUUACUUUGUUCAUUUUUCUUGUAUGUUGCCAAAUUCCGUUGUUUGGUAUCAUGAGUUCAGACUCAGCUGAUCCUUUCUAUUGGAUCCGUGUAAUCUUAGCAUCCAACAGAGGCACCUUGAUGGAGUUGGGUAUUUCACCAAUUGUUACGUCAGGUCUCAUCAUGCAACUGCUUGCCGGAGCUAAGAUCAUUGAAGUUGGUGACACUCCUAAGGACAGAGCACUUUUCAAUGGAGCUCAGAAAUACUCAGCUGAUCCUUUCUAUUGGAUCCGUGUAAUCUUAGCAUCCAACAGAGGCACCUUGAUGGAGUUGGGUAUUUCACCAAUUGUUACGUCAGGUCUCAUCAUGCAACUGCUUGCCGGAGCUAAGAUCAUUGAAGUUGGUGACACUCCUAAGGACAGAGCACUUUUCAAUGGAGCUCAGAAAUUUUCAGGUCGUGGCACAGAGUUUGAAGGUGCUGUAAUUGCAUUGUUCCAUUUGUUGGCAACCAGACAAGAUAAGGUCAGAGCACUUCGUGAAGCAUUUUAUCGGCAGAAUCUGCCUAACCUAAUGAAUUUGCUGGCCACAGUUCUUGUGUUUGCCAUUGUCAUAUACUUCCAGGGAUUCCGGGUGGAUUUGCCAAUCAAAUCAGCUCGCUACAGAGGCCAGUACAGUAGUUAUCCUAUCAAGUUAUUCUACACAUCAAAUAUCCCAAUCAUUCUACAGUCUGCGCUUGUGUCCAACUUGUAUGUGAUUUCUCAGAUGUUGGCAGUGAAAUUCACUGGUAACUUCUUUGUGAACCUACUUGGAGUGUGGGCAGAUGUUGGAGGUGGUGGUCCUGCGAGAGCAUAUCCUGUUGGUGGAUUAUGCUACUAUUUGUCACCACCCGAGAACAUUGGACACAUCCUUGAAGAUCCGAUCCAUGCAGUGCUAUACAUUAUUUUUAUGCUUGGUUCCUGUGCAUUUUUCUCCAAGACAUGGAUAGAUGUGUCAGGAUCAUCUGCAAAAGAUGUUGCCAAACAGCUCAAGGAGCAGCAGAUGGUGAUGAGAGGUCAUCGUGAUAACUCCAUGAUCCGAGAGUUGAAUCGUUACAUCCCAACUGCAGCAGCCUUUGGUGGUCUGUGUAUUGGAGCACUAUCUGUCUUGGCUGAUUUCCUGGGUGCCAUUGGAUCAGGCACUGGAAUCCUCCUUGCAGUGACAAUUAUUUAUCAGUACUUUGAAAUAUUUGUCAGAGAACAGAGUGAAAUGGGUGGCAUGAGUACAUUAUUGUUCUAAACAUUAACCAUAGGUUGCAGUUGUGCAUUCAGUAUGAGUACCCAUGAUUUGGUUGCUUUCCUUCAGCAGUUUCACCGAAAGAAAUUCUGAUAGGCAGACGAGGAGUAUGUUGACUGAAGGCUUCAGAUCUAUGAGUAUGAAGCAUCUGGAUGCACAGCUUUGUGUUGUGGCUAUAUGCAGAGAGAAUUUAAUUAUUAAGUUAUAUUUUAUGGAUAAGUAUGUCUUCAACCUCAACUCUGGAUUAGAGAUUCCUUUUAGUUCCAUUUUCUCCAGAAGGAACCAGAUCUGAUUCAGAGGAAUGUUUUAAAUGGGCAGCCAGUUGCGAUAUAAUGGCAAGUGGGUAUAUAUUUGUACAUUGUGAGAAGAGGAAAUUAUGCAAAGAAAGAAGAUAAAUGCAUUUAUAUAUAUCACCUGCUUUCAGUGAGUUGUGAAUUUGUAAGUAUGGUAGUGAGGGUAAAUCAUUGGCGGAAAUGAUAAAUGCUGGCUUUUGUGUGUUAUAACACAGAUUGACUAGAAUGAGAGAAUGGUUUAACAUUAAAAUUGUGGAUUUCAUAAUUUA
This is a messenger RNA of Cryptotermes secundus, 2066 nucleotides long. RefSeq names its product protein transport protein Sec61 subunit alpha (gene Sec61alpha). NCBI's taxonomy places the organism in Eukaryota, Metazoa, Arthropoda, Insecta, Blattodea, Kalotermitidae. Gene Ontology annotation, biological process: SRP-dependent cotranslational protein targeting to membrane, translocation; post-translational protein targeting to membrane, translocation. Bases 146 to 1507 code for a protein of 453 amino acids. Gene Ontology annotation, cellular component: Sec61 translocon complex; membrane. The transcript is spliced from 9 exons. Gene Ontology annotation, molecular function: transmembrane protein transporter activity; ribosome binding; signal sequence receptor activity. The record is from RefSeq and is a predicted model, not a curated record.